CAGCGGAGCAUGCUUUUCUCCAUCUUCAAGAACAAUAAGUCUCGUGUGAAUUUUCCUUUAAAGUUCGAUAAUUGACAUUGCUCAAGCUUCCCCGUAACAUUUGCUUGCUUGUUCUUGGAGUUGAUACCUUCAUUUCUCCUGAAGAAGCUAUUAAUAUACACUAUCCUGAAGAAGUUCUUAUAAGCUAUGUCAUUGGGAGAGGUCUUUAUUUCUGGGUUACUUCAAGUGUUACUUGAAAGGUUGACAUCUUGUGAGACGCUGAGCUACUUUAGACGCCUACUUGGCGUUGGCAAAGAGCUGAACAAAUGGAAGUCAAUGUUGUCUACUAUUCGAGAAGUGCUGAAUGACGCGGAGGACAAGCAAUUGACGGACCAAGCAGUGAAAUUGUGGCUGGAUGAUCUCACAGACUUGGCCUAUGAUGUGGAAGACAUAUUGGACAAGUUUUCAACAGAGAUGUUGCGACGCCAAAUGAAGGAUCAACAUGGGGCUACCACAAACAAGGCAUGGGGUUUGUUUUCAGAUGUUAAAUUUAGCUGUAACCUGAGCUCAAAAAUAAAGAAGAUUACUGAUCGGCAACAUGAGAUAUUGGAAGUAAAAAAACAGCUUGGUUUAAAUGAGGGGACACCAUCUACUAAAGCAUGGCACGUGCCACCGAGUUCCCACCUACCAGAAGGACCUGUGAUUGGAAGGGAUACAGACAAGACGAAGAUUAUUGACUUCUUGUUAAAAGAAGCACCCAAUGCCGUCAACUUUCAUGUAGUUGCCAUUCUCGGUAUGCCUGGAGUGGGAAAGACUACACUUGCAAGACAUGUUUAUGAUGAUGACGCGACAAAAGAGUUUAACCGAAAAGUAUGGGUAUCUGUGUCGGAUGACUUCAAUCUUGAAAGAGUGACAAAGGCAAUUCUUGAAUCCGCCACAUCUGGUCUUGCAAAGGAGUACAAGGAAUUCAACCAGGUUCAAGAAAGUUUGAGUAAGGAGCUAGCAGGAAAAAAGUUUCUAAUUGUUUUAGACGAUGUUUGGAAUACAUGUGUCUAUGAUUUGUGGAUAAAAUUACAGUCCCCCUUCCGUGUUGGAGCAUUAGGAAGUAAGAUAAUUGUGACAACACGUGAUGCAAAUGUUGCAAACAUGAUGGGAUCCACUGUUUAUCAAUUGGAUUGCAUGACAAAUGAUCAAUGUUGGGAAGUCUUUAAGCAACAUUCCCGAUUGGACAUUACCAAAAGGCCGCAGAAGUUUGAGUUCAUAAAGGAGACAAUUGUUGCAAAAUGUUGCGGAUUGCCAUUGGCUGCAAGGACUCUUGGUGGUCUUCUACGCUGUAAACAAGUAGAAGAAUGGGAGGAAAUCUUAAACAACAAGAUGUGGAGUCUAUCAGACAAUAGUGGCAUUCUCCCAGUAUUAAAAUUGAGCUAUCACUAUCUCCCUUCGAGUUUGAAACGGUGUUUCGCCUAUUGUUCCCUACUUCCAAAUGACUAUGAGUUCGGGGAGAAGCAGUUGAUCCUUCUGUGGAUGGCAGAAGGUUUGAUUCAACAAAGAGUAGAGGACAAGAAACAACUGGAAGAAGUAGGCUGUGACUAUUUUCAAGAGCUAUUGUCCAGGUCAUUAUUUCAAAAGGGAAGCAAAAGUAAUGAUAAGUAUGUAAUGCAUGACCUUGUUGGUGAUUUGGCGUGGUGGGCUGCAGGUGAAAUAUGUUUUUUAUUGGAGGACAAAGGAAAUGGGGACUUGCAUCCAGCGGCUCGUCAUAUGUCUUAUGUCAGUGGUACGUAUGAUGGGGUUAAGAAAUUUGAGGCCAUAUCCAGAGUUAAACAUUUGAGGACAUUCAUGCCAUUUGCACAAGAUUUAUCUCGGUUUCCAGUAAUUGAACCGAACUAUCUAACUCGUAGGGUUACGUUUGAUCUAUUGCCAGAACUACGAAUCUUACGAGUGCUUUCUUUGGAUGGCUAUGGAAUAACUGAGCUGCCCAAUUCAAUUGGUAAAUUGUGGAAUCUACGGUAUCUGGACCUUUCUUAUACUGAGAUAAAGAGUUUGCCUCCAUCAACAACCACUCUUUGCAAUCUGCAAACAUUUUUAUUAGAAGGUUGUUCUAAAUUGAAGGCAUUGCCCGCAAACAUGAGUAAUUUAAUUAGUUUGCGGCAUCUCAACAGUUCCAUUCGAUUGAAAGGAAUGCCUCCACAUCUAGGUCGAUUGACGAAUCUGCAAUCCUUGUCAUAUUUUGUGGUAGGCAAAAGUAGUGAUCAGUCUAAGAUAAGAGAGAUAGGGUCCCUAUUGCAUCUCCGAGGGACAUUGUGGCUCUCAAGAUUGGAAAAUGUGGUUGAUGCUGAGGAUGCUAGUGGGGCCAAGUUAAGACACAAGGAGAAGCUUGAUUCAUUGAAGCUGGAAUGGUCUGAUUUGAGGGGAUGGAGGGAAAUGGAGUUGGGCGUGCUUGACAUGUUACAACCUCCUAAAAAUCUUAAAGAGCUCACCAUUUUUGGUUAUGGUGGAUCUAAUUUUUCAUCAUGGAUUGGAGAUCCUCUGUUCACUAACAUGGUCCGUGUAUGCUUAUCCUAUUGUGAAAAUUGUCAUAUAUUGCCACCGGUUGGACAGUUGCGUUGCCUUAAAGAACUUCAUAUCAUGGGAAUGACUGCUGUGAAAAUCGUUGGUCCCGAAUUCUAUGGAAAGGGUAGCUUGCCUUUUCGAGUAUUAGAGAUUCUCAAGUUUUCGGAGAUGGAGCACUGGGAGAAAUGGCUGCCUUUGGAUCGGGAUAAGGGAAGUGGUGUUUUCCCUAGCCUAAAAGUGUUUUCAAUCAGAUACUGCCCUAAACUGGAGGGCGAGUUGCCGAAGAAACUUAAUUCGUUAGCAAAGCUUCAGAUUGUUGGAUGCAAGGAAUUGGUGGUGGAAAUUGCCAAUUAUGAACACGCAAGUGAACUAAGCAUCCAUGGCUGCAAAGCGCUAGUGCAUACUAGUGCAGAGGUCGACUUUAAGUUAUUACAGACCAUGUGGCUUUCAAAUAUUUUGGAGCCGCGGUUGGGAGCAAGGGGACUUAUGAAAGGAUUGGGCAAGAUUAAGGAGUUGAAGAUUACUGGUUGUGAGGAGUUGACGUCUUCACUGGAAAAUGAGGAUAGAUGUUUCCCACACCUGAUUUCUCUUGUUCGUUUGGUUAUUAAGAGCAACUCUGCCCUUGUUGAAGAUCUCGGAAAAGAAUUGGAGGGGUUGCUGCAGGUUCCAAUAUUAGCUUGUAAGCUUGAAUAUCUGAAAAUAAACCACUGUGGAAGUCUUUCGAAGCUGCCCAAGGGGUUGCGUCAGUUGUCGUCUCUUCAAGAACUUCACAUAAAUGACUGUACAAGUCUAGUUUCUUUUCCAGAUGUUGGCCUGCCACCUUCUCUUAAAGUCUUGGAGAUUCACUACUGUCCCUCUCUGACGUAUAUUGCAAAAUAUCAGAUUCCCCAAAAUCUGAAAAGAAUAGAGAUAUGGGAUUGUACAAGUUUGAAAUCAUUAGUGGAGGAGGAGAAGGAGCUCGUUAUUUCUUGUUCAUCUUCUUUUUCUGUCUCUCUUGAGCACUUGGAGAUACAUAAUUGUGCAUCUCUGACAUCGUUAUCACUGAGAGACCAGCUUUACAGGGCGCUUAAACACCUGCAAAUACGGAAUUGUGAAGGGCUAGAGUUAAUAGCAUCAGACCCGUUCUUCCACGACAAUACUAAUAAUUGUCUUGAACAUAUUAGGAUUGCCAGGUGUCGAAAUCUGAAAUCCUUACCGGAGGGCCUAUGCCACCUCACCAAUCUUCAAGCUUUAAUUGUUAGGGACUGUGGAAGUCUUGUUUCCAUCCCGAGACUGAGUUGGGAGAGAAGAGCCUCCAAUCUUAGACAGAUCCACAUCAUCAACUGCAAAAAAUUGGAAGUGUUACCGGAAGACAUUCGCAAUCUCACGUCUCUUAAGGAAUUGGAGAUUGACUACUUGAAAGGUUUGACUUCAUUUCCUCCCAACCUCACAUCACUUGAAAUUUCUAAACUCAAGAGUUGUAAGCGGCUAUGGGAGUUGGAGUGCGGGUUGCACAAACUCUCCUCUCUUAGAAACUUGAGGAUCAAAAGUGAAGAUCCAAACGCGUUGUCAUUUCCACCUGAUGGGAAGGAGGAGAUGCUGCUCCCCAAAUCUCUCACUGAACUCACAAUUCAUGGCUUCCCAAAUCUGAUGAAACUCGGCCGAGGCAUUCAAUUCCUCACCUCUCUUCAAACUCUGCAACUAUUUGAUUGUCCAAAGCUAAAAAAACUCGACCGAGGCAUUCAAUUCCUCACCACUCUUCAGACUCUGCAACUAUCUGGUUGUCCAAAGCUCGCAUCCAUUCCAGAUGAGGGCCUGCCUCUUUCACUUGGGGAACUUGCGAUCAUAAGGUGUCCUCUACUAGAAGAGAGAUGUCAACCUGGUAAUGGACGAUACUGGCCUAAAAUAUCCCACAUUCCUUGCCUCUAUAUAUAGAUCAUACGACGCUCUGAAGCUCCAGUGGUUCGAGCAACCUGGUCCUUGGUGCGUGAGCGCGUGCGUGACACAUGAACCAGUUCCGGCGCAAGUCCAGAAUCGAGCUUAUGCAGACACUAUGGGUAAGUAACCUUCUGAUAACAUUCUCCCUCAGAGAGCAGAGAGAGGAACAUGCUGAUACUGGAAUACAUUUAUCAUUGUAUUAUUAUCUAUAUUUAUAACUGUGAUCGUCCCAGAUUAUGUAAGAAUUCUACCAUGUACAAAAUCUUUCAAUAAAGUUUGAAUAUAUACAGCUAUCUUAUAUGUCACAAUGAUGAAUGAAUCGAAUAUUUUACAAGUCUUUCUCCAAACCUCAGUCGCAGCGGUAAAUCCUCAUUUCACCAGACAUUGGUUCCAACUCUGUCAAGUGCUUGAACACAAGGUUCCCUCUCCUCAGGUCACCAUGUGUCCGACAAUUGCCAAGACGCACCCCAUAUUACCAAAUUAGGCUUUUUCUUGCAUUGACAUGAUGAGCUCUUCCGCCUCUUCCAGCCACCCCGCACAGCCUAGAGUUGAAUAUCAAAGUGCACAACAAACAAGACUAACAAAAUAAUAAGAAUUUUAUUAAAUAAACG
This is a messenger RNA of Malus domestica (apple), 5057 nucleotides long. NCBI's taxonomy places the organism in Eukaryota, Viridiplantae, Streptophyta, Magnoliopsida, Rosales, Rosaceae. The record is from RefSeq and is a predicted model, not a curated record.